Molecule: messenger RNA, 5250 nt
Organism: Sturnus vulgaris (Common starling)
Lineage: Eukaryota; Metazoa; Chordata; Aves; Passeriformes; Sturnidae
Source: RefSeq, a predicted model, not a curated record
UCCUACAACUAUGAGCCACCCCUCCCCACCGUGGCUCGGGCCAGCACCCUCACCAAGGUCCCUCCAGCCAAAAAAAUAACCUUCUUCAAGAGUGGAGACCCUCAGUUUGCAGGGGUCAAGAUGGCCAUCAACCAGCGGAGCUUCAAGAGCUUCAACGCGCUCAUGGACGACCUCUCCCAUCGGGUCCCGCUGCCCUUUGGGGUCAGGACCAUCACCACCCCACGAGGAAUACACUGCAUCAGUGAGCUGGACCAGCUGGAGGAUGGAGGCUGCUACCUGUGCUCCGACAAGAAGUUUGUGAAGCCCAUCAGCAUCACCCCCGGCGGGCACCGGCCGGCCCCGCCGCGCAACAGCCGCCCCUCCAGCACCAUGAGGAGAGCGGCUCAGGAGGGCAAGCUGGAAGAUUAUUCCACACCUUUCACUCACCAUGGCCCCAGAAUACCCAAGAAAAUCACUCUGGUUAAGAAUGGGGAAAGUGGAUUUCGGCGCUCCAUCAUCCUGAACCGCAGGAACGCCCGGAGUUUCAAAACGCUCCUGGAUGAGAUCACGGAGAUCCUGCAGUUCCCGGUGAAAAAGCUCUACACUGUUGAUGGGAAGAAGAUCGACAGCAUGCAGGCCCUGCUCCACUGCCCCAACGUGCUGGUGUGCGUGGGCAGGGAGCCCUUCAAACCCAUAUCCACGGAGAAUCUGAGGAAACACUCGGUGGAGAAGCUGCCCAACCUGCCUCCCCGCUCCAACAACGGCAACAACGUCAACGAGAACAAUGACAGUAAGAAAACCGCGGGGCCGCUGAACUUUGGACUGAAAGCCAAAAAAAGCGUUAUCCAUCCACGGUCAGCAUCCAGCAACAGGUCGAUGAGAUUUUCCUUGUCAUCAGAAAAGUCAUACCCCAACGGCCUCGUGGCCUCUCCAGACAACGGGGCACCCUUCUCCAAUGGCUGCUCUCACCCAAAAGCUGGGGACCUGGUGCAGUCCUUGGUCAACGAUGACAUUGAGAAGCGGGUCCAUGUGAACAAGGACGGGAGCUUGUCCGUGGAGAUGAAGGUUCGCUUCCGUUUGCUCAACGAUGAGACUUUGCAGUGGUCCACCCAGAUCAAAAAGUCCAACCUGAUGAACCAGCUGCCUUGUGAAGAGUCAGGAGUGGAGGACAGUGAAGUGGAUCCCCUACAGAAAAUGAACCCAGAAGCCAGCUCAGAGGCAGAUGAUUCCUUAUAUCCCUGUGAUAUUGAUUCCUACAUGUCCAAACUUGAGGAAUCAGAAUGUGACGAUGCCCACUGUCACAGCUGUGGGAAGAAACACCAGGACUAUGACAUUUGGAAGAACCCCAUGCACACGUCCCAGAGGGAAGAGCCCAGCGUGCAAAGCACCUGGCACACGCGGUCGUCGUGUUCCAGCACGUCUUCCCGGAGGAGAAUAGUCCACAAAAAAAUGACAUCUGUGGACAGCAUCCACACCACAUCCAGUGAGGAAUUCUCUGAGCACAUUGUGCGAGAGUCCUCAUCCUACUCAGAGACUAUAAAGAACAGGGUGGCGUAUCGAUCCGUUAAAAAGUGUAUGUGCCGAAGUGAUUUAUCUACCGGUGCUUCCAAUGGAGAAGAACUGCAGGAACACACUCGGACAAGCACAGGAAACAGCCAGAGGCCUUCAUCCUUGGGCUUGAUGUCACAUUCAAGCUGUGAGAACAACCUGGAUACUCAAGACAGCCCUGAAGAUCAGGAGAUCACCAAAAUCAUUUCAGAAAAUGAGGAUGCAAAUUGUUUUGAAGCUUCCUCUGUGAAGUGCUUGAAGGAUGACCCAGAAGAGGUUGAAAGCAGCAGAGUCGGGAGUGUCAUGUCCAGGUCAUCCCUGCAGUCCAGGCAGAGCAAGAAGAUCGUGUGUGAGGAAACCAGCAGCGUGGGCAGGAGCGUGUCCUCCUCGAGCCUUCAGAAGGCAAAUCAGGGAGACAACAGCCAGUGCUCCACCCCUGCCAACAGCGUGCACAGCAAGUCCAGUAACUGCACCACUCCAAAAGAAAAGACUGAGCAGGGUGACCUCUCUGAUGACAACCCAGUGGUGUCCUCUUUCUCCAGUGAGUCCUGCCCCAAGCAAGAGGCCAAAGAGGUGGAAGCUGAGCAGGAAGAAAGUGAAGUCAACGAAGUCAGCUCAGUGUCAGCAAAAACAAAGCCAAGCCAAUCAGUCAGGGGCGAGAGCAGUGAAGGGGAACGAUGCUCUACGCAAGGAACACACCGUUCCAAGGCUAGUGACAUGAACAGCAAGAAAAGUGACAGUGAUGAGAACGUUCCCUGCAGUGUCUCUUGCUCUUCUAGAGGGACCAAAAAGAGCAAGCGGAAGCCAAAGAGAAAAAACAUCCGUUCAACCAUAUUGAAGAAUUCCUCCAUCAGCAGCAUCGGCACCGAAUCCGUGCUGACCGCAGGAAAAGAGCAGAAAGAAAUUGUGGAUUCCUCCAAAGCAACUUCCUAUGGCUCUAAAUCUGCUGCAACCAAAGAAAAUGGUCAGAAUAAUAAAGAGACUGACUCUUGCAACAAAAAAACGGGGGAAGAGGUACAAGGCACAGGCUUUCAGGAGGAAGGAGGUGAUUUAAUGCCAUCAGCUCUACCAAAUACAUCUCCAGAAGAAGUUGUGCAAGAAUGGCUCAGGAAAAUCCCUUCGGAAACAUUGCUUAUGAAAUAUGAAAUGGAGGAUGAUGGAGAAGAGGAGCGUGCAGAGUCGAUCACUGAGGAGGAGGAGGCUGAAAAGGAUGAAGCAAAGGAUGAAGCAAAGGAUGAAGUGGAAGAAGAGAAAGCAGAAGACACACCUAUUAUGGAAGAGGCUGAAGAAUGCGUGAACCAGGAAGAAAUCUCUGAGGUUGCACCUGAAGCUGCCGAAGCUGAGCAGGCCGAAUGCAACCAGUCAGUUACAUCCAGCCAAAAUAACAAGAGAGACCUGCCAACCUCUGUCCAGACGUCUGUCCAGAUCAUGAAGGCCUUGCUCAGUUCAAAGCACGAGACCAAAUUUGACCGAUCAAACAGUUUGCCCGAAGUGUCUCCCACGAUGGGGAGAAAACUGAGUAACUCCGCCAACAUUUUGAUUACUUGUCUUGCCAGCCUCCAACUCCUUGAUGAAGAGUCAGAGGAUCCAUCAGGAAAGUCAAAACAUUUGAAUAAGUCAAGGUACACGGAGCUGCUAAAUAUUUUUCAAGCCCUGUGGUUUGGGUGCACCACUGAAAAGAGCGGCCCAAGUUCAGGCCAAGAGGCAAGCGAGCUGGCAAAGCCAGUGUCUGGGUCUAAAGUCCCAAAAUCCAUGGAUCACGCCUUCACUCCCAUGUCCUCCUCUGGGGUCGAUGUUUGCAGUGGCUCUGGUGGCUCAGGAGAAGAGUGCACAGCUGGUGCCACGUUGGUGGCACAGAAAACCAUGGAAUGCAAAUCAGCCGAGCAAACGGAAAAUGCAGAGACUGGCACAGAAGUGACUGAGGUUGAGGAGCAAAGUAAAGAGGAAGAGAAGCCAUCCCGCCCUUCCACAGCCUGCUCAGAGGAAAAAGGUGAGGAAAAAGUGGAGUCUGCUAGAGAGGAGUCUGUAAUCCAGGAGGAAGAAGAGAAUAAGGAGGCUCAGGGCAGUAACUGUGAGCAUGAUCAGGAGGAAGCGGGAGAAAAUGAAAAUGAAGAAGAAAAUAAAUUAGCUGAAACUGGAGAACAGGAAGAAGCUGAAGCUGUGAAUGAUGAUGUCCCACAAGAAAACCCUGAAGAAGAAGCUGAUCAUCCAGAGACCACUGGUGAUGCCAAUGUCGGGGAUGCUGAUGUCGAAACAGAGCUGAAAGAGGAGUUGCAGGAGCAGCCCCAAGAAGAGUCACCAAAUGACCCUGAGCCCAAAGUCAAUAUAUCCACCAGUGUGGGCACAUCCCUCGUCCAGCAACACUCCGUGGAUCCAGACCCAACCUGGGUCCUGAGACUACUCAAGAAAAUCGAGAAGGAGUUCAUGGCUCACUAUGUCAAUGCCAUGAACGAGUUGAAAGUCAGGUGGAACCUGCAGGACAACCAGCAGAUGGAUGCAAUGAUACUGGAGCUGAAGGAGGAAGUGAGUAAAAGGAUACAAAAGAGCAUAGAGAAGGAGUUGAGGAAGAUCAAAAGCAGGGCUGGAAGGAGGAUUCCGAGACCUCCAGAGGAGCCACCCACACGCGAGUCCAAACUCCAAACUGAGCAGAGGAGAUGGCGACUGCAAACUAUGCAUAAAAAGUCCCUCUUUGGGGACAAAAAUGGCAACCAGAUGAGGCUGGAGGAGACGACAGACUUCUCACUCGAUGUAGAUAAUGACUUUAGCCUUAGUGCAGCUUUGGAGGACAGCGUUAGCAAACAAUCCAGUGAGGAGGAAUAUUGUCCGUGUGACACCUGUGUGAGGAAAAAACUGGCUUCCAGGCCUGCCAGAGCCCCUGUGGUGGCCACCAAUGCCCCAGUCAUGAAAGCCUUUGAUUUACAGAAAAUCCUGAGGCAGAAGAAAGAUGAUGAUGAGGAAGCCAUUGUUGCAGAAGCAGCCCCGGACACCAAAAUGCUUCCCAAUGGUUCUGUGGAGGAAGAGGCAGAAAAUGAGGAGGAGCAACCUCAAACAGGUGAAACAGAAGCAGAGGAUGAUGAAGGAAAAGAGCCAGAAUUAAAUAAAGAUGAUGGUGCAACAUUGACUGGAGAUGGAGAAGAACCUGAAGAGCCAGAGGAUGAGGAAGUUUUGGCUGAUGAUGAGGAAGAGACAUCACAAUGCAGAGGAGAUGCUGAGGGCUCUGGAACUGAGAACAAUCCUGAAGGAGAUGCUGCAGAAGGAAAUGAAGAAGCUGAGCAAGAUGAAGCUGAGGCCGAAGAAGAUGCAAAGCCAGAGACAGGAGAUGAGGCUGAGGAGAAAAACAGUGAAGGAGGUGAGAAACCUGAUGAGAAUGGUGAGGAACCUGCUGGUGAUGACCCUGACAAGGCACAUGAAAAACAUGAAGAGCAAGGCAACAACAAAGUUCCUGAGAAAGCCUCGAAGACCAAAGGCAAGAAAAUCGGCAAAAGCGACCACCCCAAUGGAGAGGUUCGAAGUGAUGAGAGCUCCAAACCCUCCCAGAUGUAUCCUGACACUGAGGAAGAAGAAGAGGACAAAGAAUCCUCGGGUUCUGAUCCCGUGGGAGAUGAGGAGCAGCCAGUUGCUGAAGGUGCUGAUCCAAAGGAAGAUGAAAACACUGAGGAAGUUCAGGCUUCUAAAAAGAAAGAAAACUCCGAUGAGAUUGACCAGGAUGACCUGGACUUCUAG